CGCGCGCUGAUCGAGCUCGUGAAGAACGCGCGAUCCAGGGGUGGCGCGAUCGUGCACACGGGCGCGGGGAUAUCCACCUCGACGGGCAUCCCAGACUUCCGAGGACCGAACGGGAUAUGGACCGCGCAGAGGAACGGCGGCGCGAUCCCGAAGGCGUCGUGCGCCUUCUUCCUCGCGCGCCCGAGCGCGACGCACAUGGCGCUCGUGGCGCUGCGCGAGGCGGGGUACGUCCGGUUUCUCGUCUCGUGCAACGUCGACUGCUUGCACCUGCGGAGCGGGUACCCUCGCGAGUGCCUCGCGGAGCUGCACGGGAACUGCUUCGCGGAGCGGUGCGAGAGGUGCGAGAGGGAGUACGUGCGCGACUUCGAGAUGCCGAGCGUGGGGUUCAAGCGCACGGGGCGCGCGUGCGGCGAGGCGGGAUGCGGCGGCCGCCUCAGAGACCAGGUGUUGGAUUGGGAAGACGCGCUUCCGCCUAAAGAGCUGAAGCUCGCGGAGAAACACUCCAGAGACGCGCCGCUCGCGCUCGUGCUCGGGAGCUCGCUGCAGAUCACGCCGUCGUGCGACUUGCCGCUGAAGACGGUGCGGGCGGGGGGCGACCUCGUCAUCGUGAACUUGCAGGCGACGCCGAAAGACAAGAAAGCC
Molecule: messenger RNA, 642 nt
Organism: Micromonas pusilla CCMP1545
Lineage: Eukaryota; Viridiplantae; Chlorophyta; Mamiellophyceae; Mamiellales; Mamiellaceae
Product: histone deacetylase
Exons: 1
Biological process (GO): negative regulation of transcription by RNA polymerase II
Cellular component (GO): nucleus
Molecular function (GO): transcription corepressor activity; NAD+ binding
Source: RefSeq, a predicted model, not a curated record